Molecule: messenger RNA, 3107 nt
Organism: Pollicipes pollicipes
Lineage: Eukaryota; Metazoa; Arthropoda; Thecostraca; Pollicipedomorpha; Pollicipedidae
Product: mannosyl-oligosaccharide alpha-1,2-mannosidase IA-like
Biological process (GO): carbohydrate metabolic process; mannose trimming involved in glycoprotein ERAD pathway
Cellular component (GO): endoplasmic reticulum; Golgi membrane
Molecular function (GO): mannosyl-oligosaccharide 1,2-alpha-mannosidase activity; calcium ion binding
Source: RefSeq, a predicted model, not a curated record
AUGAACCUACCUGUUCGCCCAAACGAACGACACGCCUGGCGGGGCUACGCCAGCUACGCCUGGGGCGCCAACGAGGUGCGGGCCGGUGAGCAAGCGCAGCACUCGGCCGGCAUCUUCGGCCGCCGGCCGAUGGGCGCCACCAUCGUCGACGCCAUGGACACGCUCUUCAUCAUGGGCAUGACGGACGAGUUCGCUGAGGGCCGACUCUGGAUCAAGCAGCAUCUGGACGUGUCGCAGGUGGACUCGGAGGUGUCGAUAUUCGAGAUGAACAUCCGGUACGUGGGGGGCCUGCUGUCGUGCUUCGCGCUGAGCGGCGACACCCUGUUCCGGGACCGGGCGUUGGAGACGGCGCGCGCCCUGCUGCCCGCCUUCGACACGCCCACCGGCAUCCCCUACGGUCUGGUCGUGCCCACCACGGGGAAGGCCAAAAACUACGGCUGGGCGUCGGGCGGCAGCUCGAUCCUCUCGGAGCUCGGCACGCUGCACAUGGAGUUCAGCUACCUCUCCGACGUCACCGGCGACCCGCAGUUCCGGCGACGCGUGCAGAAGAUCCGCCAGGUGCUGGCCGGCCUGGAGAAGCCGGGCGGCCUGUACCCCAACUACCUGCACCCCAAGACGGGGAAGUGGGGCCAACGCCACAUAUCGGUGGGUGCGCUGGGCGACUCGUUCUACGAGUACCUGCUGAAGGAGUGGCUGCGCUCGGGCGGCGCCGACCGCGAGGCGCUGAUGCUCUACCGACACGCCAUCGGCAACGUCACCGAGCGGCUCGUGCGCACCUCCAGCCAGGGCGGCCUCACCUACGUGUCGGAGCUGCUCAACGAGCGGCCCAACCACAAGAUGGACCACCUCGCCUGCUUCAUCGGUGGGCUGUACGCGCUCGGUGCUGCCAAGGACCCCGACAACAAAACAGACCGCUACCUGAAGAUCGGGAAGGAGAUCACGCGUACCUGCCACGAGUCAUACGAUCGCACUGUCACCAAGCUGGGACCGGAGAGCUUCAGGUUCACCGACAACCUGGAGGCGAAGGCCAUCAAGCUGCAGGAGAGGUACUACAUCCUGCGCCCGGAGGUGAUCGAAAGCUACUUCGUGCUCUGGCGGCUGACCGGCGACAAGAAGUACCGCGAGUGGGGAUGGGAGGCGGCUCAGGCGAUCGAGCAGUUUUGCCGCGUGGAGGCUGGCUUCUCGGGCAUCCAGGACGUAGAGUCGCCGGCUCCGCGCCACGACGACGUACAGCAGAGCUUCUUCCUGGCCGAGACCCUCAAGUACCUGUACCUGCUGUUCAGCGACAACAGCCUGCUGUCGCUGGACGAGUGGGUGUUCAACACGGAGGCGCACCCGCUGCCCAUCAAGGGCGUCAACCACCGGUACCGCCAGCUGAGUGGCAGCUAGGCGGCGCGGCAGCCGGCCUCGCCCCAUCCUUCCGCCCGCUGGGCGACGCCUCGUCCCACCCGACACCCGCCGCCGCCAGGUGGCGGGCCAGGCGGCCGGUCCGCUGCAGGGGCGCUGCGUGCAGGUGUGCCGGGCGGGCGGGUGUUAAUAGGCGCAGCAAGAGCUGGCGCUAUGUUGGGAGCAGUUGUGAGAAAGUUUGUGCUGUUUCUUAGGUCGGGCUGGACGCACCUGUUUUGCCUUGCACUUCAUGUUACGGACCACGAAUAGGACGAGUUUAGUGAUGACUAGUCAGACAUACGCGACACGAGGCGCACACGACGAGGAAUGCUUUGGUCUUGAAAAGUCUCGUUAUGGUGGCUAUUUGGCUUUCACUUUUUUCAUAACGUUUUUUUUAGCUGCAUAGCUGUUUUGAGCCAGAUAUGCCUUUAAAUAUUUUAUGUUUCCCCAAUUAAUCUUUAUCCAGCAAACAGGUUGUCCAGGGAAUUUGUUUCAGAGGUCCUUUGUAGGUGGUCGGUUUAUUGGAUUUGAUGUAAGCUACGUUUUAAAACAAGGCGCCGCUCAAUCUUGCAUUGAAACAUACAGUGGAUAUUUUAAAAAUGUAAGUAAGCUCAGGGUGCAAAUGGUCAACAGUGUUGACGUGUGUACUGUAUGACGUAUGUACUAUGUACGCACGGAAACGAACACUGGCCGCAUUAUCUCGGGACUCGCCGGCGACUGAUUCGCGCCGCAUGCGGUUGAAAUGGCAGCUAUCUUAGGAACACAAGUGUUGACCGAUCGGUCUGGUCAAAACGCGCGGUGCUGCGUUUGUGAGCUGCCUGAUGCACGCCGCAGCAUACAAAUGGGGAAGGCUCCGCGUGAAGGUGGCAGCUCUUGAGACCAAUGUCCGGCUGGACGGCUCAGUAGAGCUCCGCCUCCCGUCUAACGGCGGCGCGUUUCAGACCACUACUGUCCAUAUGCACUCUGUUGUGUUCUCGGCGAUGUGGCUCGUCGGCUGACAUUCCGGGCGUGGGCGCCCGCCUGGGUACAACACAUGGUAUGGGGUGUGGGGACGCCGCGGUUCAGUCAAUGUCUCGGCUCACGUGAUCGCCAGCGUCCGUCCCCGACGGUCCCUCGCGACCGGCACCAUUCCACAACGCCGGCUGGGGCUUCGGGCGGUGAACUGCAGUGGCGUGCCGUGAGCAGGUAGCCCGGGGCGUGCAGUGCCGUGGAGCCUCGGGCGGUGAGCUGCAGUGGCGUGCCGUGAGCAGGUAGCCCGGGGCGUGUAGUGCUGUGUCGCGCCUGCUGACGCGACACGGGAGCAGCAGCGCUUCCCUCCGCACGCGCCGUGGUCGCGCUUCCUCGGAGACUGCGGUGAAACCCGUCCGUCGCAGAGUGGCGACUCCGGCCGGUCCACCGCACCGCGUACUCUGUGGCUGGGAUUGACACGCUCCCUCGCUGAGGCCCGGCUGAAGGGUAUCUGGGGAGUCGGGUCCGUCGGCGCGGCGUGCCGUCUGGUCCCUGGCGUGCGGGUGUGUGCUCGGGGUUUGUGGGACUUGGGAGGGGAACGUUCCGGACCGGCCGUUGGCACUGGGUGUGAUCUUCCGCGCCAGGGGCGUCUGUGCGCCCCCCGCUCACGGGAUACGGUUAUUAUUUGUGAUGCGAAGAUGCUCUUUUCGUACGUGAUUAUAUCGUGUUAAGAGAUUGUGACCACCGGUAAUAUAUCAGGAAUUUUCACAGCU